Dendrobium catenatum is the source of this 1934-nucleotide messenger RNA. Its product is annotated as long chain base biosynthesis protein 2d. Bases 192 to 1661 code for a protein of 489 amino acids. NCBI's taxonomy places the organism in Eukaryota, Viridiplantae, Streptophyta, Magnoliopsida, Asparagales, Orchidaceae. Gene Ontology annotation, cellular component: serine palmitoyltransferase complex. The transcript is spliced from 13 exons. Gene Ontology annotation, biological process: ceramide biosynthetic process; sphingosine biosynthetic process. Gene Ontology annotation, molecular function: serine C-palmitoyltransferase activity; pyridoxal phosphate binding. The record is from RefSeq and is a predicted model, not a curated record.
GGAGACUGGAUGACACAAAAAUCCAUUGAACGCUUCUCCGGUCAGCGCACCGCGUACAAAUUCCUCCUAUCUUCUACCAUUCAACUAUUCAACGUUCAAAUUCUCUGCUUCUCUCUCUCUCUCUCUCUCUCUCUCUCUCAGAUAAAGAAGAAAGACUGUGAAGCUUCCGGAUCCGGUCAUCGGCGUAGAGGAUGGUGAGAUUACCAUACCUGACGGCCCUAACAACCCUUUUCAGCUAUGGGCUCCUCUUUGCCUUCGGCCAGAUGAGGGAUUUCUUCCGGAAGAUCCUCGAUUUGUGGAAAUCCAAGAAUCUUCAGGGUUACGCUCCGAUCUGCUUGGGGCUUGAGGAUUUCUACACUCGGCGUCUCUAUCUCCGUAUUCAGGACUGCUUUAAUCGACCAAUUGCAAGUGCACCCGAUGCUUGGAUUGAUGUGGUUGAACGUUACUCAAAGGACAGUAACAAGACACUUCACCGAACCUCAAAAAUCAAUAAAUGCCUUAACCUUGGAUCAUAUAAUUACCUUGGCUUUGCAGCAGCAGAUGAGUAUUGCACACCCCGUGUUAUCGAGUCUCUGAAGCAAUACUCACCGAGUACCUGCAGUGCUCGUGUUGAUGGAGGUACGACUAAAUUGCAUGCUGAGCUAGAAGAAGUAGUUGCAAGAUUUGUUAGAAAGCCAGCUGCUAUUCUCUUUGGAAUGGGAUAUGCAACGAAUUCUGCUAUUAUCCCUGCUCUAAUUGGGAAGGGUGGCUUGAUAAUCAGUGAUUCAUUGAACCAUAACUCUAUUGUUAAUGGUGCUAGAGGCUCUGGUGCAACAGUACGGGUUUUCCAACACAAUAGUGCAGCGCACUUGGAAGAGGUGCUCAGGGAACAAAUUGCUGAAGGGCAGCCUCGAACGCACAGACCCUGGAAAAAGAUAAUUGUCAUUAUUGAAGGAAUCUAUAGCAUGGAAGGGGAACUCUGCAAACUCCCUGAGAUAAUAGCUGUCUGCAAGAAAUACAAGGCAUACACGUACUUGGAUGAGGCCCACAGCAUUGGUGCAAUUGGGAAAUCUGGCAGAGGUGUUUGUGAGCUUCUUGGUGUCGACACAGCUGAUAUGGAUAUCAUGAUGGGAACUUUCACAAAGUCAUUUGGAUCUUGUGGUGGCUAUAUUGCAGCAUCAAAGGAAAUUAUCCAACAUCUAAAGAACACUUGCCCAGCCCAUUUCUAUGCAACAUCAAUGUCUCCACCUGCAGCACAGCAAGUUAUAUCUGCUAUUAAAGUGGUUCUUGGAGAAGAUGGUUCUAAUAGAGGAGCUCAGAAACUUGCACAAAUUCGCGACAAUAGCAAUUUCUUCAGGUCAGAGCUUCACAAGAUGGGUUUUGAAGUUCUUGGGGAUAAAGAUUCACCAGUUAUGCCCAUAAUGCUUUAUAAUCCGGCGAAGAUCCCUGCAUUCUCCAGGGAGUGUCUUAGGCGCAAUCUUGCUGUUGUCACUGUGGCAUUCCCUGCUACUCCACUUCUUCUAGCAAGAGCCCGUAUUUGCAUAUCUGCUUCACAUACUAGAGAAGACAUGAUAAAAGCAUUGGAGGUCAUUAGCAAAGUAGGUGAUCUUGUGGGAAUCAAGUACUUCCCAGUAGAACCUCAGAAGCACCUUACUGACAAGAUUCAGAAGAAACUGGAGUGAAGAACUUUCUUGAAACUGAUCCUAGGCAUGAAAUGGCAAAUGGAAUAUUGGAAACUUUACGUUUAGUUUAUAACUGGAAGCACUAUUUUGUUUCUUAUUUGUGUCAACUUAUAAUCUAUAUUACUAGUAAGGAUUUUCUUCAUUGUACAGUUCUUAGUAAAGAUUUGCUGUAAUAAGCCUGCACUUGGUUUCCUGUGUUCAGCUUCUUUGACUCUUCAUGGUUAAAGACUUAUUUUGGAAAAUAGUGGAAGUCAAGUUUUUUUUUUCUUAUAA